Molecule: messenger RNA, 414 nt
Organism: Symbiodinium natans
Lineage: Eukaryota; Dinophyceae; Suessiales; Symbiodiniaceae
Source: the annotation of a GenBank genome assembly
AUGCUGACCAUCCAUUCGCUCUUGGAGGGGAUGAGUAUCGGAGCCCAGGUUCACACCGCCACCUUCGUGAGCAUCUUCUUGGCCGUGGGUGCUCACAAAGGCCUUGCGGCCUUCGCCCUCGGCUCAAAGCUUUUAGAGGAUGCGCCUCCGGGCCAGAGGUGGAUUCUCUAUCGGGGCAUACUGCUCUUCGGCGUUUGCAGCCCGAUAGGAAUCAUGAUCGGUGCCUACAUGGUGGACGAAGUCAAAGGCGCAGGCAUUGGCUUGCUGCUGUCGGCGGCCACGGGCACGUUUCUGUACAUUGCGAUUCCGGAGCUCUUGUUGCCCGCCUUCGAGGGGGAGCAGUCGAGCACGUCAGCGACAUUGGCGGCAGUGCUUGGCUUUUCGGUCAUGGCCUUCCUUGCCAUCUGGGUUUAA